AUAAAACCGUAAUUGGUAAUUCUAAUCAUUCAUUGUUUGCGAAUCUCCUUUGCUAUUAACAAGUAUCCGAAAGGUUUGAACAACAUGAAAGUUUUAUUGAUAAUUUGUGGUGUUAUCGCUGUAGUUUGCUUGCAAUGCGAGGCAAAAACGUUCACAAGAUGCCAGUUGGUCCGCGAGUUGAGAAAACAGAAAUUUCCAGAAAAUAAACUAAGAGAUUGGGUUUGUCUUGUGGAGAGUGAGAGCUCCCGCCGCACACAUGUCAUCAGUCGCCCCAACAGUAACGGAUCCCGCGACCACGGCCUCUUCCAGAUAAACGACCGCUACUGGUGCAACAACUCUAACAAGCCGGGAAAAGACUGUAACACCACUUGUGCAGCACUAAGGACUGACAACAUCACAAAGGCCUCCAAUUGCGCGAAGAAGAUCUACCAACGGCACGGUUUCAACGCUUGGUAUGGCUGGAUAAACAAGUGCAAGGGAAAGAAUCUUCCCGUUAUCAGUAAUUGUUGAUACCUAAGCAUUAGUUAUCACAUAUACUAGUAGCAGCUAAUAGUUUUACUGAUGUCUAUUUUCUAUAAAUUUAAGACUAAUUCAAUUUAUCAAAGCAAUUUGUGAUAUCCUCAAGGAAGACCUUUUCUUCUUAAUUGUAAACAUAUAGAUAAGAUGUAGCAAUAAAUAAGUAGCUCCUUAGAGAUAUCUUUUUACCAACCGCUCG
This is a messenger RNA of Diatraea saccharalis (sugarcane borer), 715 nucleotides long. NCBI's taxonomy places the organism in Eukaryota, Metazoa, Arthropoda, Insecta, Lepidoptera, Crambidae. The record is from the annotation of a GenBank genome assembly.